AAGAAAUUUGAUUGUGUUUCAGUAAUUCUUCUUACACUACUGUGUAAUUGUUAAUAGAGUACAUAGAGAGCACGAUGAAAAGAAAGCUGCUAUGGAACUUCCAAACCACUCUGAUCCAAAACCUUUUAUGAAAUGGAGGAGUUAUUUGUUGUUGUUGGUUUUCUAUUGGUGUGAAAUUGCCGAGGAAUAGAUAAUUAUGUUUCACUGUGCUCCAAAUCAGCAACUGUCAGUGACAGAAAGCAUUAGAAGUAAUGAAGUGACAUGGAGCAAAGCGUGUGUCCUGUUCCUUCAGGAGCAGAGAGAGACCAGCACUGCUGUGUGAACACAGAAAUGUUGCUGGGAGAGUACAGCAGCACAGAGGAACAACAGGACUCCGAGACAUGAAAACAGUGUUUAAAUACAGCUAUUUAACUGAUUUACUGUUUAACUGAUUGUGCAAGUCCACAGCCAUGUAUACACAGCGAUAAGCCCUUUUGCUUUUGAAGUUCUAAAGCCUUCACCCAUCUUCUGUUGCUCGAUAGCUCGUUAUUUUCAAACUGACUGCAGAGCACUGUCGUGAACUCUUCAUCAGUUGUUUUUCCUUUUGCAGCAGUGUGAGCUACCAGAUGAAGUUCCAUAUCAGUGCAUCCCUUCUGCAUGUAAGUUCUGCUGACCAUUGCUUUCAGUGUGGUGUUUCAUAAGCAGAAUGAUGUAGAAAGAUGAGACAGGAUUAUCAAUGUCUGUGUGUCCAACAGUCAGUUUGGUUGUUGUCUGCCUACAAAACAGUGAUGGUCAUGUUCCUGGAAGUACAUGAAGGUCAUUCCACAUUUCUACCAAUGCCAGGAGCUCUUCUUUCAUGUGAAAAAAUAUAACAGUAAUCAUUGCUCGUGUUUUGUUCCUCUUCUCCUUGCAGGUUCCAAACUUGUGAUUGUUCUGACGGAGGGCAAUCUUAUCAGUGAAAUUACAUAUUAUAAUGCUUGAAUGAAGUAUAUAAGCUUUGAUAAAUGUUUUGAGCACUAAUAGAGCUGAUAAUCAAGUUCUUGCGAUGCUCCUGGUGAUGGUAUGUAUGUCAACUGCCACAGCACGUCAGGUGCCAGGGAUCAAAAGUCACAGACUUUGAAAUGCCAUUACUCACAAUGAUGACUUACUUUCAUCUUGCAUUCCUUGUACAGCAAACAUAAGCCUUGAUGUUUCUCUUGCUGUAACAAUAAACAAACUGCUGAUGUGAUGGUAGCCCUACUACUUUUUUUGUCCUUGUUUUUUCACACAUUUUCGAACCUGAGAAUGUAAUGGUAAGUCUCAAGACAGGCACAUGGCACACAGCUAUACAUACACUGUGCAGUCAGUGCUAGCGUGAGGCAGUAAAUCCAGACAUAGCUGGGUGACAUCAGCUGCUGGAUGCUGGUUGCUAAUUUCUCCACAAUCACCGCUUUCAGUGGACUUUUCUAGAAACCUAUUAUGGUACUUGUGUGUUCUCUUGUACUUAAAUGCAGAAGGUCUAGUGGCAUGGAAGUAUGAUAACGUUAGAGGGAGUUAUCUUCCUAAUCAGAUUGAAGAGAUUGAUUUAAAUAUAGUAUCAAAAACUGAGAUGCAGGCUGCAUGAUUUUCUGCUGUCAGCAUUUAGGACUGCCUAAUAUUUUCUUACCACAACAGUCCCUUCUAAAGACUCUGUCCCUUUCUUUCUUGCAGCCCCCCUUCAGAUACUGAAAGGCUGCUCUCAGGUCUCCCUGCAGCCUUCUCUUCUCCAGGCUGAACAGCUCCAGCUCUCCCAGCUGUCUUCAGAGAGGGUGGCAUUCCAUCCCCGGGAUCACUUUUGUGGCCCUCCUCCAGAGGUACUCUAACAGAUCCCCGUCUCCUGUACUGAGAACUCAGGACACAGUACUCCAGGUAAGGCCUCAGCAGAGCAGAGUAGAGGGACAGGAUCACCUCCCUCGCCCUGCUGGCCACGCUUCUUUUGAAGAGAAGGUUCCAGGGAGACCCUGAGCAUGGCCUUUCAGAAUGUAAAGGAUGGCUGUAAGGAUGGGGACAGACUCUUUAGCAGGGUCGUGACAGGACAAGGGGAAGCAGUUGCAAACUAAAAGAGGGAACAGUUUUAUUCAAAAUGAGAACAAAGUUCCUUCUGAUAAGGAUGAUGGAGCACUGGCACAGGCUGCCCGGAGAGGCGGUGGAUGCUCCAUCCCUGAUCGAAGGUCGGGUUGGAUGGGGCUGUGAGCACCUGAUGGAGCUGUAGGUGUCCCUGCUCACUGCAGGGGAGUUGGACUAAAGGGCCCUUAUGAGCCUGUUCCAACUCAAAGAAUUCUAUGAUUCGAUGUCUCUUUUGCAUCACGGCAAUUGUUAGUCCGUAUUCUCCUGCACUAAACUUCGAAUAAGAUGGCCAGAGAUGACCCCGCUGUGCGAGUCAGCACACGGCUGGAUUUCCGAGACAGGACACUCACAUCAGCGUCACGUCGAACGGGCAGCAGAGAGCUCGUCACGUCGCCACAUCUCGCUGAAAGAGACAGCACAAGCCGCCAGGAGCGAAGCGGCGCGAGCACGGCGAAAGAUCGCUCGCACCUCGCCGUGAGGAAGAGGAGGCGGCGGCGGAAGGGCGCACCCCGCUCGCUCCGGCCGUGCCGCGCUUCCCGCCCGAUGGGGCCCGAGGAGGCGGGCGGAGGCGGCGGGCGGGGCGCCCCUUCCCGUGACUGCGCGGCUCCUCCCUUCCCCCCGCCCACCUCCCCGCUCCUCAGUGCCGCCGAGUAACCUGGUUUCCCGGCGUCGGCCCGGCCCUCUUCCCUUUUUUUUUUUUUUUUUUUUUUUCUUCUUCUUCUCUCUCUCUUUUUUUUUUUUUUUUUUUUUUUUUCCCUCCCCUCUCCCCUCCUCCCCUUUUCUUUUCCUCUCCCCUCCCUUCUCUUUUCUUCUCCUCCCCCUUCUCCCAACAGCGUAACCGCCGCUCGGGCUUCUCUCCCUCCCUUUCCCUCCCUUUCCCUCCCCUUCGGCCGCCGCCGCCGUAGGGACCUGAAGAGAGGCGCCGCCUCCGCCGCCGCGCACGGAACCAUGUACCCGGGAGCCAGCACCGCCGGACCCGUGCUUGCACCUCCUCCACCGUUGCCACCACCAGUACAGGGAUAUGCCUUCAAACCUCCUCCUCGCCCAGAUUUUGGGACUUCUGGGAGAACAAUCAAACUGCAGGCCAACUUCUUUGAAAUGGACAUUCCUAAAAUAGAUAUCUACCAUUAUGAGUUGGAUAUAAAGCCAGAAAAAUGUCCAAGAAGAGUUAACAGAGAAAUAGUGGAGCAUAUGGUUCAGCACUUUAAAACACAGAUUUUUGGGGAUCGCAAGCCAGUGUUUGAUGGAAGAAAAAACCUUUAUACAGCUAUGCCACUUCCCAUUGGAAGAGAUAAACAGGUGGAGUUGGAGGUCACGUUGCCAGGGGAAGGGAAGGACAGAAUAUUUAAGGUGGCCAUAAAGUGGAUGUCCUGUGUGAGUUUGCAGGCAUUGCAUGAUGCUCUUUCUGGCCGGCUGCCGAGCGUCCCGUUUGAAACCAUCCAGGCACUGGAUGUCGUGAUGAGGCACUUGCCUUCCAUGAGAUAUACUCCAGUGGGGAGAUCUUUUUUUACAGCAUCAGAAGGGUGCUCAAAUCCAUUAGGUGGUGGCAGAGAAGUUUGGUUUGGAUUCCAUCAAUCAGUCAGACCUUCCUUGUGGAAAAUGAUGUUAAACAUUGAUGUAUCGGCAACUGCAUUUUACAAAGCACAGCCAGUUAUUGAGUUUGUAUGUGAAGUUUUGGAUUUCAAAAGCAUUGAAGAACAACAAAAACCUCUGACAGAUUCCCAAAGGGUAAAGUUUACCAAAGAAAUAAAAGGUCUAAAGGUGGAGAUAACACACUGUGGACAAAUGAAAAGAAAGUACAGAGUGUGCAAUGUCACCAGACGACCAGCAAGUCACCAAACAUUCCCACUUCAGCAGGAGAAUGGACAAACAGUUGAAUGCACUGUAGCUCAGUAUUUUAAGGACAGGCACAAAUUAGUUUUACGCUAUCCUCACCUUCCAUGUUUACAAGUUGGGCAGGAGCAGAAGCACACCUACCUUCCUCUUGAGGUGUGCAACAUAGUGGCAGGACAAAGAUGCAUCAAAAAACUCACCGACAAUCAAACUUCCACUAUGAUUCGAGCAACUGCCAGAUCAGCACCUGACCGUCAGGAAGAGAUCAGCAAAUUGAUGCGGAGCGCGAGUUUUAACACUGACCCUUACGUUCGUGAAUUUGGGAUAAUGGUGAAGGACGAAAUGACAGAUGUGACUGGUAGAGUCCUACAGCCUCCCUCAAUCCUCUAUGGAGGCAGGAAUAAAGCAAUUGCUACACCGGUUCAAGGAGUUUGGGACAUGAGGAAUAAACAGUUUCACACUGGAAUUGAAAUAAAGGUUUGGGCAAUUGCAUGCUUUGCUCCCCAGCGCCAAUGCACUGAGGUGCAUCUUAAGACUUUCACAGAGCAACUGAGGAAGAUUUCCAGAGAUGCAGGAAUGCCAAUCCAAGGGCAGCCAUGCUUUUGUAAAUAUGCCCAGGGAGCUGACAGCGUGGAGCCCAUGUUCAGGCAUCUCAAGAACACCUACACUGGUCUGCAGCUCGUUGUAGUAAUUUUACCAGGAAAAACACCAGUCUAUGCGGAGGUGAAGCGUGUUGGUGACACAGUGCUGGGAAUGGCUACGCAGUGUGUUCAGAUGAAGAAUGUGCAGAGAACAACACCUCAGACUCUGUCUAACCUCUGCUUAAAAAUAAACGUCAAGUUAGGAGGUGUAAAUAAUAUUUUACUGCCACAGGGGAGACCACCAGUAUUCCAACAGCCUGUCAUAUUCCUUGGUGCAGAUGUAACCCAUCCUCCAGCUGGAGAUGGAAAAAAGCCCUCCAUUGCUGCAGUUGUAGGAAGCAUGGAUGCUCAUCCCAAUCGCUACUGUGCCACUGUUCGGGUCCAGCAGCACCGCCAAGAAAUCAUCCAAGAUUUGGCUGCCAUGGUCAGGGAGCUGCUGAUUCAGUUCUACAAAUCAACCAGAUUCAAACCGACUCGUAUCAUUUUCUACAGAGAUGGAGUUUCUGAGGGGCAGUUUCAGCAGGUUCUCCAUCAUGAACUGCUGGCUAUCAGAGAAGCAUGUAUUAAACUAGAGAAGGAUUACCAGCCUGGAAUUACAUUUAUAGUUGUGCAGAAAAGACAUCACACCAGACUCUUCUGUACAGAUAAAAAUGAGCGGGUUGGAAAAAGCGGGAACAUUCCAGCUGGUACCACAGUGGACACAAAAAUCACCCAUCCAUCAGAGUUUGACUUCUACCUGUGUAGUCACGCUGGUAUUCAGGGAACAAGCAGACCUUCACAUUACCACGUCCUCUGGGAUGACAAUCGUUUCUCUUCAGAUGAGCUGCAGAUUCUUACCUACCAGCUGUGUCAUACGUACGUACGCUGUACUCGUUCAGUUUCCAUCCCUGCACCAGCAUAUUACGCACACCUGGUUGCCUUCAGAGCCAGGUAUCAUCUGGUGGAUAAAGAACAUGACAGUGCUGAAGGCAGCCACACUUCGGGUCAGAGUAAUGGCAGAGAUCAUCAAGCACUUGCAAAAGCAGUUCAGGUUCACCAGGACACGUUGCGCACGAUGUACUUUGCUUGACAUGUUUCAAUGUUUAGCGACUCAGUACGGCACUGAGUUGGAUUCACGUGAGACCAGCUGCACUUAGACCAACAGUUGCCCAAGCUCCAGUGACAGCCAGCAAUGAGUGAUGUAUCUUCAUUUUUAUUUUUCCCCCCUUUUUGCAGGAAAGCCUUCCGUCCAGAAUUUCAGACUUGGUUAUGAACUGCAUUCUUUACAAAGCCCCACGAUUGUUGGAAAUGUGGUUUGCCAAAAUCUCUUAAGCUGCCUGUUAUAAAACAGACCCAUAUUUUAUAAUUAAAUCAAGAGCUGUGAUCUCAGGGCUUAGGGGAAAAAAACAAAACACAAAACUCUUCAUUGUUUGCUAUUCAUUUAAUUGCUUUUAAUAAUUUGGAGAGAUCUAAUUCAUACUAAAGUUAAUGGGCUAAAAUGCUGUGAAUUAGCUUUUAAUACAAAGGAAAGCAGAGCAUUUUUUGACUAUUCAUGAAGCCUUGGUUUCAUUCUAGAUGCAUUUCCAAAAGUUUUAUUUUCAAAAGAAAAGAAUGACAAAAUUCUGCUUUCCAGCUGUCUUACAAAGAUUUUUUUCUCUGCGUGUCUAAGGGCAAAUGUAUUUUCUGAAGCUUGUUCUUGAAUGUUUUUUAUUGUGCUGCAUUUAAAAAUGUUUUUCAUAGACUAAAGAAGAAUUUUAAAGCAGAAUGAAUGAACUUGUACCUGAACUUUUAAUAGGCGCAGUCAGAUUGGCAGAAGAAGAGGUGCCAUUUUUAAGAAAAGAAAAAGAAUUUAAGGUGGUUGUUUUUUUUUGUUUUUCAAUCAUACUGACAGCUAACUUUAGAAUUUGUCAUACAGGACUGUGACACUCUCCAAAGUCUCUAAGGAAUACGGGUCUGUGGUGAUAAAUACAGUACAAUCCUC
Molecule: messenger RNA, 6498 nt
Organism: Lagopus muta (rock ptarmigan)
Lineage: Eukaryota; Metazoa; Chordata; Aves; Galliformes; Phasianidae
Gene: AGO2
Product: argonaute RISC catalytic component 2
Exons: 19
Coding region: 3013-5607 (864 amino acids)
Biological process (GO): regulation of DNA-templated transcription; regulatory ncRNA-mediated gene silencing
Cellular component (GO): RISC complex
Molecular function (GO): protein binding; endoribonuclease activity, cleaving siRNA-paired mRNA; RNA binding
Source: RefSeq, a predicted model, not a curated record